Desarmillaria tabescens is the source of this 1119-nucleotide messenger RNA. RefSeq lists its product as uncharacterized. The record is from RefSeq and is a predicted model, not a curated record. Lineage: Eukaryota; Fungi; Basidiomycota; Agaricomycetes; Agaricales; Physalacriaceae. The coding region runs from base 1 to 885 and encodes 294 amino acids. Gene Ontology annotation, molecular function: oxidoreductase activity, acting on paired donors, with incorporation or reduction of molecular oxygen; iron ion binding; monooxygenase activity. The transcript is spliced from 6 exons.
AUGUUCGGUUCCGGAUCUACUACCACGGCUAGUGCGAUAACCGUGGUGAUUAUGGUCGCGGCAUGUUUUCCCCACAUGCAGACAUGGGUGCAGGAGGAACUAGAUGCUGUUGUUGGUCCACCAACAUUUGAUGGCUAUGUUGACUUGCCUCGAGUCUUACUGGAGAGCUACCGGUGGAGGCCUGUCGGUGGGAACGGCUUUGCUCAUCGUGCAUCUAGGGAUAUCAUUUGGCCCUGCUCGUUCAGGAUAUCGGAGGAUGAGAAAGCGCCCAUUGACCAGCGAGGAUUUGGGGAAGAAGGGACCAGUAUUACGCCUGAUACGUUCCAGGUCAGGACUGGCCAAGCGGGGAUUCGUAUUGCUUCAACUACACAUCACUGCGGAUUGAAGAGCUCUCUCGAUUUCUCAGCUGCCAGGUGGUCACUAUGGUCCCAACCUCGCAUAUCACCCUCGUUCCGCAAAACACUUCCAAGACCCUUGUACGAGCUUGCUUCCAAAGCCGAGCUCAUCGUCUGGCUAACUAGGGCUUUCGUUUACACCAUUCUUCCCGGAUACUCGAGCCAUAUUCCCAGUGCCCGAGUCAUUAACACCGGCAAUCUUGUGAUGUUUGUCGACUCGCUUGUACAUCUCCAUCGGGUUGGAUUUCCACCACAUUGGCUGGAAGACUUCCUCGGAGCAUUACUAUUUAAUUCUCUUGUUACUGAUGUCGCGCUGUACUCCGGAGAAUGGCCUGUCCCGCUGGAAGAACAAGACAAACGCGUUCCGAAAAGAAAAGUCGACAUCUAUCCGUGGCUCAUUGAUUUGGAAAGUAUUUUUGCAGACGCGUAUGAAGUGAUUCUUUCCACUUUGUUCGACCCGCAGACUUUUCCCGCUGGUCUAGCGAUAUAGGGUUGUUCUAGCUUGAUAUUCCAGCGAAUCCUAUUAUGGCCCAGGACAAAUUGACCUGCAUCUUCUUGGUAUUCUACAGUCGCAAGUUCAUCAAGUGCAUUCAUCAUGAUUUGACUUCUGAGAUGCACGACAUUUUUUGAGGGGCGCAGGUCGGUUGGUCAUGACAAGAAAUUCUACGUGCUCACUGCGACCGAGACGGUGGAUGUCUACCAUGGGGUGAUCAGAUGGCGGAUG